AUUUAGUUACUUUUUAUGGAAAGUAAUGCAUUACUUCUUAUCAACUGAGCUGGGCUUGCUCAUUUAUUGAAGGAAGUAAAAAAAGAGUUUGAAAAAGAAAAAGGUUUUAAGAAAAUUUGAAAAGAAAAACAAAAAGUAAUCUUGAUUACAUAACUCAUGUAAUGCAUUACCCCCAACACUGAUGGUUACUUUUUAUUCAGUGGUUACACCACAUGACAUCCUUUCUUGAAAAUAAUUUAUAUAUUUUUUUUCUUUUCUUUUCUUUCUUUUUUUUUGUUAACAGACCAUUUGAAACCAGCAUUUAUACUAAGACUACCUGGUGCAUGUAGUCUAACCCAAACAUUAUUCAAACACAAAACACGUUCAAGAAGAAAAGUAUAAGGAUUUAUCUUAAAUGUCUAGUUUGCUUAGCGUUAUCAGUUUUGAUAUUGUGUGUCUAAUGCUAUGUUGCUUUCAUGGGAGGUAUAACAGCUGUGCUACGGGAAUUCCUAACCUGACUGACAGAAACACUUAUAUAAAGUGUGGUUACUUGGUGUUAAAUUGGCAGGACUAAUACUGGAAUCGAAAAGCAAAUAUAGGCCAUUAUAAUCAGCAUACUAACACUGUGUACACAUAAUAGUGAAUCGCUGAUAGUAAGCUGAUAGAUACCCCAUUUUCUUCUUCUUUUGCAUUCAAACCAUUAUUAAGCUAUUUUAAAUCCAUUGUACAAUACAUAUAUCAAUCUACAAAUAGAGAAAGAAUAUUGGUAAUCCGUCUGGACUGGCCCAUGCAUCCAAUGGCUGCACGUUACUUAUUUGUCAUAGGACUUUAUAUUUAAUUUCAAAUAUAGCAUUUGUACCUUGCAUAUGAAACAGAUUUUCUAUAUAAAAAAUGCCUUUUGCAUAUACAAAUCCUUAAAACGAUACAUUGUGGGAAGGGGAGCAAGCUUUUACAUCUGCGUUCUCUCAAAAACUGAUAACGAUUUGUUUUCCAGCAAGCAUAUUUUCUGGUGUAUAAAUCACGGAGACCACUCACAAACACGUUCCCGCCAGUCCUGAAGCACGAUGAAGCUCCUGAUACUGGCGGCGCUCUUUGGGUUGGGUUUUGCCCAGCACAACCCAAACAUGAAAAAUGGUAGUACUUCUAUUAUUCAUCUGUUUGAGUGGCCGUUGGCAGAUAUAGCCGAAGAAUGUGAGAGAUACCUGGCACCAAACGGCUUCGGAGGAGUUCAGAUCUCUCCAGCAAGUGAGCACGUCAAGCUGUCCAAACCUUUUCAUCCUUGGUGGCAGAGGUAUCAGCCGAUUGGCUACAACUUGUGCUCCAGGUCAGGAACUGAGGCAGAGCUGAAAGACAUGAUCACACGCUGUAACAACGUUGGGGUAAACAUUUAUGUGGAUGUUGUCAUCAAUCACAUGUGUAAAUCAAUCCAUGGAGAAGGCACUCCUUCCAGCUGGACAAAGUUCAAUGGCAACAAGGAGGACUUUCCCUCUGUUCCCUACUCAUAUUUGGACUUUAAUGAUGGCAAAUGUAAAACUGGCAGUGGGCACAUUGAAAACUACAAUGACAUUUACCAGGUCAGGGAUUGCCGCUUGGAAGAUCUUCUGGACUUGGCCCUGGAGAAGGACUAUGUUAGAGGAAAACUGGCAGAUUAUCUGAACAAACUGAUUGACCUGGGAGUGGCUGGAUUCAGGGUUGAUGCUUGUAAGCACAUGUGGCCUGGAGACCUUACUAACGUCUACGGCAGACUCAAGCCACUCAAUACCAAAUGGUUUCCAUCUGGCACCAAACCCUUCAUUUUCCAAGAGGUUAUUGACUUGGGUGGGGAGCCCAUUAAAGCCAGUGAGUAUUAUGGGCUUGCAAGAGUGACAGAAUUCAAACACAGUGUGAAACUGGGCACAGUGGUUCGUAAAUGGGAUGGAGAGAAGUUAAGCUAUCUGAAGAACUGGGGAGAGGGCUGGAGUUUCAUGCCUUCUGAUAGAGCUGUGGUGUUUGUGGACAAUCAUGACAAUCAGAGAGGCCACGGCGCUGGCGGAGCUUCUGUUCUGACGUUCUGGGACUCCAGGCUUUAUAAGAUCGCUACAGGGCUCAUGUUGGCUCAUCCAUACGGUGUGACCAGAGUCAUGUCUAGCUACCGCUGGGAUCGUAAAAUUGAUGAAAAUGACUGGAUGGGCCCUCCAAGCCUUUCUGAUGGAUCCACAAAGCCAGUACCUAUAAACCCAGACUCCACCUGGGGGGACAACUGGGUAUGUGAGCACAGAUGGCGCCAGAUCAGAAAUAUAGUGAUUUUCCGUAAUGUGGUCAAUGGUGAGCCUCUCUCCAACUGGUGGGACAACGGGAAUAAUCAGAUCGCCUUCAGCCGUGGCAGUAAAGGAUUCAUUGUCAUUAACAAUGAUGACUGGGCACUGAACGUGACGCUGAACACUGGCCUGCCCGUGGGUACAUACUGUGACGUGAUCUCUGGAGAUAAGAGUGGGAGCACUUGCACAGGAAAACAGGUGUCAGUGGGUUCUGAUGGACGAGCCACCGUCAGCAUCAGCAACACAGACGACGACCCGUUCAUUGCCAUCCAUGCUGACUCCAAACUGUAGAUUCAGUCAGGAUAUAAUUACAAUAAAGCAGAAUCACUGAACUGAAAUGUCUUAUGCUGUCUUGUCUUUUGAACACAGAAUACUAAAGUGCAAUUUUGAGAAAUGCUCACCUCAUGUUUACAGUUAAAACUAAACAAGACAGACAUAAUUUGUUUAAUGACAUAAUCUGUCAUGAAUGACCGUUCUCCUUCUUCUGACCGGUUGUAUUCACCAAUUUCAAAAUUCCACAAUAUUCCAAAUACUAUUCUAAUAUCCCUGCAGCAAAUCACAUGCACAAUAGGAGUCAAGCACUGAAAUGCUUUCAGUAAGGGAAAAACACAGGAUCUAUAGUUGUGCUCUUUACAGCAUGCCAUGUGCAUAUUGGAACGAGAAUGAUAAACUUUGUAAACAGCAAAUGGUAGUGAGACUGGAGGGAAGAACCUGCGCAAGAUAUGUAGCGAUCACUCCUGGUUAUGGAGAUUUUUAAGCUCAUAAAGGUGCCCUUGAAAGUAAGUAUUCAGUGAGUCAGCACAGUAAGUAAGAGAAAAUGGUAUAAAAUGCAUAAAAUGGUAUAAAAGCAUUCUGCUUAUGAAAAGAACAGCAUUAGUCAGCAGGUGGCAGUCUGGUACAAACAAUAUGCUACAUGUCAGAACAGUCAGUGGCAUCCAAAU
Puntigrus tetrazona (Sumatra barb) is the source of this 3217-nucleotide messenger RNA. RefSeq names its product amylase alpha 2A-like 2 (gene amy2al2). The record is from RefSeq and is a predicted model, not a curated record. Gene Ontology annotation, molecular function: cation binding; alpha-amylase activity. NCBI's taxonomy places the organism in Eukaryota, Metazoa, Chordata, Actinopteri, Cypriniformes, Cyprinidae. Gene Ontology annotation, biological process: carbohydrate metabolic process.